Molecule: messenger RNA, 775 nt
Organism: Lathyrus oleraceus (garden pea)
Lineage: Eukaryota; Viridiplantae; Streptophyta; Magnoliopsida; Fabales; Fabaceae
Product: 40S ribosomal protein S11
Exons: 4
Coding region: 349-588 (79 amino acids)
Biological process (GO): translation
Cellular component (GO): cytosolic small ribosomal subunit; ribosome
Molecular function (GO): structural constituent of ribosome
Source: RefSeq, a predicted model, not a curated record
UUAGGGUUACCCAGUGCCGCCGCUGCAAACUUCCCGGUGUGAAACAAACCCUCAUCAACAACCAACCAUGGCGGAUUCUGCGAAACUUUCAUCUUUUAGUAUGAAUGUUGUUAUUAUGGUUUCAAUUUCAAUGUUGGUGAAUCUGUAUUUUUUUUAUGAAGCUCGAAGAUAUCUGGGAAGGGGAAGAGACCUGGUAAGGGUGGAAACCGAUUCUGGAAAUCUGUUGGACUUGGAUUCAAGACUCACAGGGAUGCCAUUGAAGGAACUUAUAUUGACAAGAAGUGCCCAUUCACUGGCAAUGUCUCGAUCCGUGGUCGUAUCAUAGCCGGUACCUGUCAUAGUGCAAAGAUGAAUAGGACCAUCAUUGUUAGGAGAAAUUAUCUUCACUUCAUCAAGAAGUAUCAGAGAUACGAGAAGCGUCAUUCUAAUAUCCCUGCGCACGUUUCACCUUGUUUCCGAGUGAAGGAAGGAGAUCAUGUUACUAUUGGCCAGUGCAGGCCAAUUUCAAAAACAGUCAGGUUUAAUGUAUUGAAAGUUCUCCCAGCCGGAUCUUCUAAUCUUGCAAAGAAGGCAUUUACAGGAAUAUGAGUUUAGAAUUUUCAGUGGGCAUUGAAGUCAAUUGUACCUUAGUUUAAAAUAUUAUAAGGUCAUGACAUUGUUAUAAUCUGAUCAGAAUUUGGAUUUGUUUAAAUGCUUUGCAUUGAUUUAAGUAGUUAAUGUUCAAAGAUUUUGAUAUGAUUAUUGCUUUUUAGUAAGGCACUUUUUUUUGGCAUUA